AUGUUGCCUUCAGACUCUGGAAAUGGAGCAGCAGGCGAAAGGUCAGAACAAGAUGAAAAGGAGGCUUAUGCGCGUCUUGCAAAUACGAGAAAGCGUGAUUUACAAGAGGAAUUCACUAGAGAAUUAGAACAUGAUAAACCAGCGAAAGUACCGAAAAUAGAUGAUGGAUCUGACGAAGAGGAUACCAUUUUCGAGUCAGAGCCAGAGGUCAAGCCAAAAACGGCAGCUGAACGAAUGAUGGAGAAAAUGGGUUAUAAAGAAGGAAAAGGUCUCGGAAAGAAUGCACAAGGUCGAGCAGAGCCGGUGGCUCUUUCAACACAAAGGGGUCGAACUGGUUUGGGAAGUACGGCUGGAAAAGUGGUGGCUAGAGAUUUCACCGAAGAAUGGGAUGAAUCAAAAGAGGAAAAAACAAUUGAAGAGCAUGUUGAAUGGAUUCCAAAAUGUUCCGAUGAGAAAAGGCGGGAAAUUGCAGAUUUUCUUGCUAGCGAUCGACACAGUCAAUGGAUAAAAAUUGCAUUGAAAAAGUUAAAAAUCGAAGAUGAGACGGAGUUUUGCGAUGAGCAGGUGCUUUUGGAUAUGAUCAAAGCGAAGGAUGUGUUCGAUCACAUGUCUGAUCGAGAUUUACGUGAAGCUAGAACUCGUGCAAAUCCGUAUGAGACCAUUGGAUCAGCAUUCUUUCAAAAUCGUGCGGCAAUGAAGACGGCGAAUUUAGAUAAAGUUUACGAUUGGAUAUUUUCGCAAGAAGAUACUAUGGAUAAUAAGUUUCUGAAGAAAAAUCCGCUCGACUCAUCCAAGCCAGUAAACGUUGAUCGCGAAUCGGAUCUUUUCUAUUUCGCUGACGUGUGUGCCGGUCCGGGCGGUUUCUCAGAAUAUAUGUUGUGGAGAAAAGGAUUCUAUAAUGCAAAGGGAUUCGGCUUCACUUUAGCAGGAAAAGACGAUUUCAAAUUGAAUAAAUUCUGUGCUUCAUCUGCUUAUUAUUUCGAGCCCUAUUAUGGUGUGAAGAAUAAUGGCGAUGUGAUGGAUCCGCAAAACAUUGAUUCGCUUGAGCAGUUUGUGAUGAAAGGAACACAUGGAAAAGGGGUUCAUUUAAUGAUGGCCGAUGGUGGAUUCAGUGUGGAAGGACAGGAAAAUAUCCAGGAGAUUCUCUCAAAAAGGCUCUACUUAUGUCAAUUACUCGUUUCGCUUUGCAUCGUGAGAGAAGGUGGCAACUUUUUCUGCAAGCUAUUUGAUAUUUUCACACCGUUCAGCGUCGGUUUGAUCUACUUGAUGCGAAUCUGCUAUGAUGAGAUUUCGCUUCAUAAACCACACACAAGUCGUCCGGCGAAUUCUGAAAGAUAUAUUAUUUGUAAAGGUCUGCGUAAAGAGUACAGCGAUCAAGUUCGUGAUUAUCUUAAAGAAAUCAAUCGUGUUAUGAAUUCUUUGAAAGAUCGCAAUGAUCCAAACGAUGUUCAAGAAAUUAUCGAUAUAAAUGAAUUGAAAAAUGAUGAAGAGUUUUUCAAUGCGAUUGUUAGUCAUAAUGAAAAGCUGGCCCGCCGCCAAAAACUUUAUUUGGAUAAAUACUUGAGUUUUUCCAAAAAUCAGGGACAAUUUGACAAAGAUCAGGGUAAUUUGAGAGAAGAAUGUUUGAAAUAUUGGAUGGUGCCGAAUCGCCAACGACAACGCGGACGCGAGCAAAUCAGACAAUCGCUGAAUGCUCUUGAAGUUUGGGGACAAUGGUCGCCGAAGCUUGUCUGCGAUUCAGAAUUCACUUUCCGACCUUUCGAAUUCAUUCCAAAUUUUUUACGAACAAAUAUCGAAAAGAAUAUUCCAUAUGCCGCUUUUCGAUUUGUGAGACUUGCCGAUAAAUCCCAGCCGAUGACACUGAUUGCUGCUGCGGAUUAUGUGUUUAUAAAUCGUAAUGGCCGAUUUGAAAAUAUGGACAAACAGUAUGUGAGAAUCCCACAAAACACAAUAAUCGUUGUUGAAGAGGUGAAAGCGAUUGAGAAGAAGGAUAAAAUGAUUCGUGAAGAUCAUCGCUCGACAAUUCUUCGAAUUCUGGAUGCUGCUGUUCUCAACGGCGACGAUGUUUCGAAAUUGUCGUAUGAGAAACGAAUGAAAGCUGCUGAGAAGAUGUGCAAAGCCUUGACAUUAGUGAAUAAGGAGGUGAAACUUGGCUGGGGACGUCAAGAGCGAAUUAUUACGCCUUAUACGAUUACCGCUGCUCAAACAUUUGCGUUGGAUGAGCUUGAUCAAAUGGUUGGUGAGCUGGAGGUGUUGUCGCAUAGGCAGGAGACGAAUCCGAUAUUUGUUGAAAACGGCCACACGUAUGUUUGCAAAGGGCUCAGAAUCACGAGGAUUUUGAAACCUGAAUGGAUGGUUGGAUGGUCAAAAAGUCAACAAUUGCAAUUUGCGUGGGCACCCAAAAAGAAUACUCCAUCGAUUUUCGAAGAACAAUGGGAAUCAAGCGGCUGCUACGCUUCUUAUUGGGAAACGUCGAUCGUUACGCGAAAAGAGCAUCCGAGGAUCAUUGAACGCAUCAAGGAAAGGAAUGGAAUCGACGUUCCUGUUCCGUGCACUGUUUGGAAAUGGACGCAUGACUUGCGCAGCAAUUACGGGCCAUUGAAGAUUCUAGAAGAUGAGCAAGAAUUCAACGGAUUGCCAACGAUGGAAGAAACGAGAGCAGAAAAGACUGAAGAAGAAAUUAAAGCAGAAAAGGAGAAGAAACAUUUAGAAGAACAACAAAAGAACUACCGAUGCCUUUGUCGAAUUUACAACAAAAUGGUCAGCCGGCUCAAUGCUCAUGGAUUCUUAAAAUUGCAUGUGAUCAUGGAGCUACAGAAGUUUGCUCAAAUCUACGUGACGGGACGCUCAGAACAGAUUCAUCAUGCUUAUAAGGAGAUGAACGAGAAGAUCUCGCAGCUCGCCGAGGAAUUCUCGCCGGGAUGCCAAUUGCGAACCCAUGAUUUGUUCCAUGUCAUCCUUAAAGAGUUUCAACUCAUGGAGCGCCGUCUUAGCACUGAGGAUGAGUUCGGCAAAACCAUAGUGAGAAAGAAUAUUUUGAUCACUGUGAUGAAUCGCUGGAGAUGUCAGCCGGCUAUUAUGAAUCCGGAGCCGGUUGAUCGGAAAAUUGGCUAUACAUAUGCAGUUAGAAAAAGAUCGGAGAGGAUUCGAGCCAAGGUUAUCACGUAUAAAUAA
Molecule: messenger RNA, 3174 nt
Organism: Caenorhabditis bovis
Lineage: Eukaryota; Metazoa; Nematoda; Chromadorea; Rhabditida; Rhabditidae
Source: the annotation of a GenBank genome assembly